CAGCAAAAAAAACCUUACAAUUUGGUUUCUUCGGUUUCGCACUGCAAUCGUUCUUGUUUGUUGGUAGAUCCACACCAGGGCGUGGAAAUGGAAAAAGCCCAGCAGCAACAGUGGUGGAAGUUAAGGUGGUCGUACAGGAACGCAACCAUUUUGGUCUCUUCCUUCAACCUCAUCGCCGCCCUCUUCUUCCUUCAAAGCUUCCUCUUUUCUUCUUCCCCUUCCACCAGAUCCACACCAGGUUCACUAAUCCCUUCUUCUUUCUCUUCACUUUUGCUGCUUUGAUUCCAAGAAUUCAGUCUUUUCUUUCUUGCCAUUGUUUUCUGAGUUUUACUUGUCAUUUUUUGGUUGAAAAUAUGAUGUUUGUCUACUUGUUUGGCUGGUUCUUGAAUUGAAGCCUUCUCUGUGUGCAUCUUUUCCAAGUGAACAAAUUUGCAGGUUUCCUUCAUCAAUGAUUACUAAAGAAGAUUCUGUUGUUGCCUCCAGAAAUUUAUUGGGUUUGGGAUUGAGGGUAUUUUAGGGUGUGUGAUUGCUUUGAUAAAUAGCCUUUCUACUCCUUGGGUAGAGUUAAAAUCUGGUAUGGGUAUUGAGUGCCCAUUCAGCAACAACUUCAGCAUUUUGAAAAGAUUGUCUAUUGACAACGUUUAACUUAAGCAUUUUCAAAGUCAAUUUGCACCAUUAAAAAAAUAAGCCGAAUCCACGCUAAUUGAAAGCCUUGUUCCCAAAUGAGGUGUGAGUUUGAUGGAUUGGAUUUGGUGUAUGAGAGUUUACGGAAGUAAAAUUAGGGGUUGAGCGGAGGAGAUGAGCUAUACAAUCACUUGAUUUACCUUUAACAUCAAACAAGAUACGUAGAUAAGCAUUCUUAGAACAAACCAUACAAACCUAGUAUAUCCCACUCAAGUGUAGGGUGUGUGUGUGUGGGGGGGGAUGUAUGCAGACCUUAGUACCUUACCUCUAUCCCAAGGGGGUGGAGAGGGUUUUUUUCCUGAAAGGGAAAUAAGCGCUCUAUGUAUGUGCUAGAAUAUUCAGAUUCUAUGAACUUGUUUUCUUAUAAAACCAAGAUAUUAUUCACUUGAUGUUGAAUAUGGGCAACUCUAAGCUCAGGUAACAUAUUUUCACACUUAGAAGCGCAGUUGAAAGGUACGUGAAGGAAUCUCUAGAGAUUCGGCGUGCAAUGUUGCCCGUGGAUCUAAUAAAAAGAGUGAAGGAAAUUGAGGAAGAAGCAUACAUUGAAUCAGAAGCAGUUGAACAUAAGGAUGGAAAGCAGGGUGCUGCAGUAAAUCUGAUCUCUAGGAUAAACAACUUUCGCUCUUAUUCUGAUGCUAAUGGCAUAAAAGCUCUUGAAGAAUGGCGCAAGCGGAAAAUGGAACGGGCCCGGAAGCGGGAACUUGGUAAGAAUGGAACGAGCAUCUGACGGGCUGUGAUGGAUGAGAGAAGUGGUGCGUUAUUGGAUCAUUUUCACCCGUCUUGCCCAGAUCCGGUACUGGUGUUUUUUGUUCGUACUUUUGUAUAUGAGCUGACAGUCUCUUGGAAGUAUCCUUCUACUAUAGGGGUAAGGUCUAUCCCUCUCCAGAUCAUACUAAGUUUGUUGUAGUUAUUGAAAUUAUGUAAACUUCAUGUGAAAUACACAGAAACUGCUCCAUAUGGGGGAGUGUAUAUCACUCCCUUUAUUUGAUUGUGCCUUCCCCAAUUUGUAUUAUGAAAAAUUAAGAAGUUCAGUUUUA
Messenger RNA from Cuscuta campestris, 1721 nucleotides. The record is from the annotation of a GenBank genome assembly. Lineage: Eukaryota; Viridiplantae; Streptophyta; Magnoliopsida; Solanales; Convolvulaceae.